AUGUCACUUGGACGUCAAGCAUGGCUAGAAGCAAGGGAAACAUUACAAUCAAUUCUGUCUGAUACUAAUUCUGUUCUGAGGGACGAUGAUAAUUUGAGGAAACUUGCUUUCGUUAACAGAAGCAAGGCUACAAUGCAUUUACCUGCAAAUAUAGGUGACUACACAGAUUUUUAUUCUUCUAUUCAUCAUGCAACAAAUGUUGGUAUAAUGUUUAGAGGAAAGGAUAAUGCUCUGCUUGAAAAUUGGUAG
Molecule: messenger RNA, 249 nt
Organism: Meloidogyne enterolobii
Lineage: Eukaryota; Metazoa; Nematoda; Chromadorea; Rhabditida; Meloidogynidae
Source: the annotation of a GenBank genome assembly